Messenger RNA from Cryphonectria parasitica EP155, 1038 nucleotides. RefSeq names its product carbon-nitrogen hydrolase. Gene Ontology annotation, molecular function: hydrolase activity, acting on carbon-nitrogen (but not peptide) bonds, in linear amides. The record is from RefSeq and is a predicted model, not a curated record. Bases 1 to 1038 code for a protein of 345 amino acids. The transcript is spliced from 2 exons. NCBI's taxonomy places the organism in Eukaryota, Fungi, Ascomycota, Sordariomycetes, Diaporthales, Cryphonectriaceae.
AUGACCAUCCCACCCCGCCUCGUCACCGUCGCCGCCGCCCAGAUGGGCCCCAACCAGCUCGCCGACACCCGCGAGUCCAUCCUCACCCGCAUGCUCACCCUGCUCAACUCGGCCGCAGACCAGGGCGCCCGCCUCGUCGUUUUCCCCGAGCUGGCCCUGACCACCUUCUUCCCGCGCCACCAGAUCGACGACCCCAUCAAAAAGGCCGAGUUCUUCGAGCCCGAGUCCCACGCCUCGCCGCACGCCGUCGUCGACUCCCCACGAGUGAGGGCUCUGUUUGAGCGGGCGCGGGAGCGCAAGGUGGACGUGCAUCUUGGGUAUGCAGAACGGUGGACGGAUGAGAAGGGGGAGACCAGAGAUUACAACAGUGCGCUGUACUACUCCGGUGUGGAGGGGCGGGUCGUGGGCAAGUAUCGAAAGGUGCAUCUGCCGGGCACGGUGGACCCCAUCCCCGACAAGACGGGCCGUGGCGUCGACCAGCAGCUGGAGAAGAGGUACUUCACCCCUGGAGACCUCGGGUUUCAAGCCUUCCGCGCCCCAGGGCUUGCACAGCAGCAGGGCAGAGGCGAUCCCAUCGUGGGCAUGAUCAUCUGCAACGACCGGCGCUGGGCCGAGGCAUGGCGGUGUUACGGCCUGCAGGGUGUCGAGAUUGUGCUGGACGGGUACAACACGACGGCGUAUGCGAGGCAGUACGACGGGACGCCCGAGGAGCAGGAGGCUGAGGCGCUGUUUCACCACCGCCUGAGCUGUCAGAGCGGCAGCUACACGAACGCGUGCUUUAGUAUCAACGUGGGCAAGUGUGGUGUGGAAGAUGGAGGGGCGUUGAUCGCUGGGAGCAUCAUCUAUGACCCGGACGGACAUGUUGUGGCCGAGAGCACGAGCAAAGGGGACGAGCUGGUGGUGGCGACCAUCGAUCUGGCCAAGUGUAGGAAGGGCAAGGAGAGGGUGUUUGCGUUUGAUAGGCAUCGCAGGACGGAGCAUUACAAGAGGCUCGUGGAGCAGACUGGGGUGGUCGAGCCGCCAUUGUUGAGUGCAUGA